AUGUCCGACCAAAUCCUCGCAGGAAAGACCUGUCUCGUUACCGGCGGUGCCGGCGGCCUAGGCAAAGCAAUUGCAACCCAGUUCCUUGAAGCCGGUGCCAACGUCGUGAUCUGCGAUGUGAACGACGAGCGUCUGCAAGCCUCCUCUGCUGAGCUGUCAUCCAAGGGUCCCCUGAAGGCCAUCAAGACCGACAUCACCAAUACCAGCGAAGUGGAGAGCCUGUUUGAAACGAUCAUUGGCGAAUAUGGCAAGAUCGAUGUCCUCGUCAACAACGCCGGUAUCAUGGACCGCUUCGACCCGAUCGGCGAUCUGGAUAUGAAUCUCUGGAACCGUGUUAUUGCAAUUAAUCUCACUGCACCGGCUUUGUUGAGCCAAUUGGCUGUUCGCAACAUGCUGCAGCAGCCGAAGCCUGAUGGGCGCAUUAUUAAUAUUGUUUCUGCUGCCGGAAAGGCCGGCUGGGCCAGUGGCGCUGCGUACACCGCCAGUAAGCACGGUCUGGUCGGAUUGACUAAGAAUACUGCGUCAUUCUAUGGCAACAAGGGCAUCAAGUGCAAUGCAUUGAUGUUGGGCGGCAUGGCGACCAACAUUGUUGAUGCCUUUAGCACGGGCAUUCACCCGGAGGGUAUGGGGAAGGUGCAGGCUAUUCUCGAGGCGGUCAAAGCUCCCCACGUUGAUAUCGACGAGGUCGCUGGCUUCUGUGUGAGCAUGACAUAUGGAAAGGGCGCCAGCCAGAUCAAUGGUGCAACUAUUGCUAUUGACAAUGGAUGGACUUCCAUUGUCGGUUAA
Penicillium paradoxum is the source of this 786-nucleotide messenger RNA. RefSeq names its product SDR family NAD(P)-dependent oxidoreductase. The coding region runs from base 1 to 786 and encodes 261 amino acids. Gene Ontology annotation, molecular function: oxidoreductase activity, acting on the CH-OH group of donors, NAD or NADP as acceptor. The transcript has 2 exons. NCBI's taxonomy places the organism in Eukaryota, Fungi, Ascomycota, Eurotiomycetes, Eurotiales, Aspergillaceae. The record is from RefSeq and is a predicted model, not a curated record.